Cuscuta campestris is the source of this 788-nucleotide messenger RNA. The record is from the annotation of a GenBank genome assembly. NCBI's taxonomy places the organism in Eukaryota, Viridiplantae, Streptophyta, Magnoliopsida, Solanales, Convolvulaceae.
CCGACAAGGAACCAACUUAAGAAUCUGUAAAAAUAGACACCGAGAGAGAACGAAGAGGUGGCGAUAUGGGCGGCCAUGAUUGCUCCGAAGAGGAAUCGGAGCGGAAGGAGGCGGAGUUGCUGUUGCAGGAGCGGCGGCGGUGUUUUCUGAAAUUGCCAUGUCUCGGGUCAAGCGAUCGGGCCGGAUUCGGGCCGGACUGGUCGAAGAUGAUGCGAUCGGCCGAGAUCCAGAAGCAGUCGGUGUGGUUCCGGGGGUUCAUGGCCGCGAGGCAACUCCGGCGGUGGUCGGAGAUCCGGUGGAAGUCCUGCCUCCGUCGGCUCGAGAGGCGAAGCAGUAGCAAGGUCGCCGGGUGCGGGUGCGAAGGCGGCGAGGAGAGGGGGAGAUUCCGGUACGACGCUCACAGUUAUGCGCUCAAUUUCGACGACGGACCGGUGCUAAAGGAGAAUUUCUCCGUUAGGUACGCGGCGGUCCCGGCGGCGGUGGCGGCGGCCACUAAGGCCGCUUUGGCCUGAAUGAGGAGGCGGCCGGGCUGUUAACUGAAUUGCGCCGUUUUUUGCGGGCACGAGGUCGAGCUCAGUCUUGGGCCAUGCACCCGUGACACGCCUAUGGAACGAUUCAUUUUCUUCUUUUUUUUGUUGGAAUAAGCCAAUUAGGAGUACUUUUUUUUAUUUAUAUGAUCAAUUUUUACAUUUAGUUGUUCAUUUUUUAUUAAAAACUUAUUUAAAAAAUGUAAAUGUGACAUAACUUUUGUCAAGUGUGAAAAUUGUGAAAAAAUUCGUCUUAAUUCU